Molecule: messenger RNA, 3894 nt
Organism: Dunckerocampus dactyliophorus (ringed pipefish)
Lineage: Eukaryota; Metazoa; Chordata; Actinopteri; Syngnathiformes; Syngnathidae
Gene: cyp26c1
Product: cytochrome P450 26C1
Exons: 7
Coding region: 38-1561 (507 amino acids)
Biological process (GO): sterol metabolic process
Molecular function (GO): iron ion binding; oxidoreductase activity, acting on paired donors, with incorporation or reduction of molecular oxygen; heme binding
Source: RefSeq, a predicted model, not a curated record
UACGCGCGUCGUCUGGCUUGGAUGCUGCUGGUUGGAGAUGUUCCGUCUGCUGCAGUUCGGGCUGCUGUCUGCCCUGACCAGCGCGCUCACGUCGGUGCUGUGCGCGCUCCUCCUGCUCGCCCUAACGCGCGUCCUGUGGAGCUUCCGCUGGAGGCUGACGAGGGACCCCAGCAGCAGCCUCCCCCUGCCGGAGGGCUCCAUGGGGUGGCCGCUGGUCGGAGAGACCCUCCACUGGCUCGUCCAGGGCUCCAACUUCCACAUCUCUCGCAGGCGGCGCCAUGGCAACGUGUUUAAGACCCACCUCCUGGGCAAGCCCGUCAUCCGGGUGACGGGCGCCGAGAACAUCCGCAAGAUCCUGCUGGGGGAGCACAGCCUGGUGUGCACGCAGUGGCCGCAAAGCACGCGCAUCAUCCUGGGCCCCAACACGCUGGUCAACUCCAUCGGCGACGCCCAUAAGAGGAAGAGGAAGGUCCUGGCCAAGGUGUUCAGUCGGGGGGCUCUGGAGUCCUACCUGCCCCGUCUGCAGGACGUGGUGUGCUGCGAAGUGGCCAAGUGGUGCUCGCGGCCCGACGCCAUGGAUGUUUACGCCGCCGCCAAGUCGCUGACGUUCCGCGUGGCCGUGCGCGUGCUGCUAGGUCUGCAGCUGGAGGAGGCGCGUGUUGUCUACCUGGGCCGCAUCUUUGAGCAGCUGAUGGACAACCUCUUCUCACUUCCCGUAGACGCUCCACUCAGCGGCCUCCGCAAGGGGAUCAAAGCCAGAGAGAUCCUACACGCCAACAUGGAGAAGAUUAUUGAGGAGAAGAUGGAACGUCAGCAGGUGCAUGAUGACCAUCUGGACGCCUUCGACUACAUGCUUUCCAGCGCCAAGGAGCACGGCCAGGACCUCAGCAUCCAGGAGCUCAAGGAAACGGCAGUGGAGUUGAUCUUCGCCGCUCACUCCACGACCGCCAGCGCCUCCACCUCUCUGCUCCUGCAGCUCCUUCGCCACCCGGCCGUAGUGCGGCGGCUCAAAGCUGAGCUGGACUCUGAGGGCCUCGCGGGUGCUGGCUGUUCCCCCGCCGCCGCAGACCCCGAUGACGGUCCACCUCGGGCGCACCUGAGCCUGGACAAGCUGAGCCAGCUCCGCUACCUGGACUGUGUGAUCAAAGAGGUCCUGCGCUUCCUGCCGCCAGUUUCUGGAGGAUACCGGACCGCCCUACAGACAUUUGAGUUGGACGGCUACCAGGUCCCCAAAGGCUGGAGUGUCAUGUACAGCAUCAGGGACACGCACGAGACCGCCGCCGUCUUCCACAGUCCCCAACUCUUUGAUCCUGACCGUUUUGGCCCGGACCGCGAGGAAAACCGCUUGUCUCGCUUCAGCUAUGUGCCGUUUGGCGGCGGCGUGCGGAGCUGCGUGGGCAAAGAACUGGCCCAACUGGUCCUAAAGACUCUUGCCGUGGAGCUGGUGGGCACGUGCAAAUGGACCCUGGCCACCGAGGACUUCCCCAGGAUGCAGACGGUGCCCAUCGUGCACCCUGUCAACGGACUGCACGUGCGCUUCGCUCACAGCGACCCGCUUUAAGACGCCGCUGGACCAAAAGACCGUUUCACCUUCAGCCGAGGACCUUCUGGGACUUCUCAGGUGACCCCCCGCCCCCCGGUUCCUGUGUGGGAAGGAGUCUUACUCAGGAACAUCUCAGUGUGAGAAGAUCUGGAAGAACCCCUCAUGGACCUUCUGCCAACAUGUUGUGUGCACCAUGAGCUGGUGUGCCAGUAAGUGCGUAGGCCAGGGGUGUCCAAAGUGCAGAGUGGGGGCCAUUUUCAGCCCGCAGCUUGUUAUUUUAUUGGCCCUUGGCUUAUUGUAAAACAUAAAAUACAUGGAUUAUGAAUGAGAUAUACAGUAUUAUUAGAUAUUACACUCAUUUGCUUUGUUAUCUAUAACACAAAGCUAAGGUGUUAGCUUAGCAUAUUUUCACCUGCAUUGGAUUGCUUUUAGCAUCUUUAACCCAUAAGAAUCCAUUUUCAAGUCAAAUGAAAAGUAAAACACAAGUGAAAUACGAAUAAUUGAUGAAAGAUGUUCCAUACAGUACAUGUUGCUAAGUUCAUGCUACAUGUGUUCUUAACUCGUGUAGCACAAAUGUACUUUCAAUUGAACAAAGAACGUACAGUCAAUCCUCAGGUUUUGUACGCCACAGGAAAUGGCAAUUUUAAACAAAUACAUUUUCAUCGAUCUGUGACUUAUGUGAACCCCGAGUUGCGUGGGGGUGCGAGGGCCCGUUCAACGCUGCUCGCAGCUUUAAUUUCACUUUGUUUUCUGCAUGUAAAACUAUAAUUAUUCUCUAUGAAAUGUAUUUUUUGUUAAUGUUUUUGGAUGUCUGGAACAGGUUCUUUGGAUUUACAUAAUUUCCGAUGGGAAAAAUGGCUUCACGUUUUGGACGUGCGAACUUAUUGGAACACGUUAAAGGAAAACUGCACUUUUUAAAAAAUCAUCCAUCAUCCGCAAUCCUUAUGUGAGACAUAAACACACUGUGCAUUCUAAAGAUAUAAAAACAGCUAAAAAGAGGCAGCUAAGAAUGCAUGUAAUGGGACGCACCUAUUCCGCCUGAAAAAACCCUCCAAUAAGCUCCAACAACGCCCCUUUUAGAUCAUGUGACCUGCAUAGUAACCAAUGCAGCAAUGUUGUUAUUAUUAUUGUUAUUAACAUUGUUACGCCCAAGAACUACGUUACGGGCGUAGUGACACCUCGCCACACCACACCGGCUAGCUACUAGCCCGCUAACGACUAGCUUCACCACACACUCGCUCACAAUGCCUCAGGCCACUAGUGAAAGGUAACGCUACAUAUUGGAGCUGCCGCCACUGCUGCUGUGUUUUUGUUUAUCAUGCUAGCUGUAGCGUUCCUUUCCAUGUUGCUAUGUGAAAUCAACACACCCAGGAAGGAAGUUCCGCUAAUGCUUCAAAUGAGCAAAAUAGUGUAAGUAUGACAUGUUAUCAUGAAUGUAGCUGUUACUACAUGCUCACAGCAUGGAUAGAAAACCAUAAAACCUUGCUGGAGCUUUUUGGAGGUGUUUUAAUAGCGGCCUUUCUAGGCGGAAUAGGUGUGUCCAUCAGGUGCAUUAAUGAGCUGCCUCUUUUUAGCUGUUUUCAUAUCUUUAGAAUGCACAGAAGAGAAAGACGAGUGUUCAUGUCUCACAUAAUGAUUGUGGACGACGGGCAAAAUUCCCCCCCCCCAAAAGUGCGCUUUUCCUUUAAUGAGGAAAACCGUGAUUCUACUGUAUAGUCAGUCAAAUUCUUAUAAAAUGAUUGUAAAAUAUUCUGUAACAUUUGUGAGACUGACAUUUAUUGAGUGUCUUACGAGCCUUAUUUUGACAAAUACAUCACGUCAAGCUUUCCAUAGAGCGAUUUGAAGGCCAAACGCCUGACAGCGAUAUUUCCCGAACUGGUUUCCUAUGAAUUCAUUGAAGAAAUACAGUAAGAAGAGUCGAGCUGUAACAUUUGACACCCUGUUCAAGCGUUCAAAUUGUUAAAUGGGGAAGUCACAUGACAGCCGCUCCUAAAGGUUCAAGUGCAAAGCUGUGUAGAACACUUGUGAACGUAUGGAAGGUCUUCUUAUGGGUUGAAGUAUGAAAUGUCUGUGCAUUUUUGCGUACAAGUUUGGACACCCCCGGUGUAGGUGCUGUGAAAUGAAGUAGAAGUUUGAAUAAGCUGUUGCUGUACUGCGUGAUAGAGACAGGGGUACCUAAUAAUAUGAUGAUGAAUGAACGAUGGAAGGAGUUAGCACUUUGUCUACGUGGUACUCGUCUCUCCCAUGUUGUAUAUCUUUGGGUAGAUGUUGUCCAUGAACGAUUACAUUGUUGUGCUGUGUUGUUUUUGUCUGAAUGCUCGCACACACACACACGCACGUACACACACACA